UCCGAGCUGCCCCGGGCUCAGCGCGCGCCCGCCGCCCGCCCCUGCUCCCGCCGCCGCCAUGUCCCACUGGCAGCCGCCCGUGAUCCCGGCCAUCCGCAAGAAGCGGGGCCCGCUGCGCCCCUCAGAUACCUCUAGAGUAUUUUAUCUUGAUAUGCCAGAGCCAGUUAAGAGGCUAGAAAAGCUCAAUAGAGAACACAAACUGCAUGAGCCACCGUGUUCACCAGAGCGACGCAAUCAUCCGUACCCACGUUAUGCAAAAGUCAUUGACUGUGAUGUCAGGUUCUUAAAUGAACCAAUAGUCUAUAUGGAAACCAAAAAUACUAUGAAAAAAGAGGAUCAUUGGUGGCCAACUGGUAAAUCCCAUAUACAACAUUAUAAUCCAUCUUAUGACAGACAGACCACCCAAAGAACUGAUUUUCAGAACCCAGCCUGUAAGUUAACUUGUCCACCUAAAUACAUCUGUAAAAUACCACCAUCAUGUGGAAUAGUUCCACUUGCUAAUCCCAAACCACCAGAAAGCCUUCCAAAAAUUUUACAGGAACAGAUCUCCUUUAACCAUCAGUACAAUUCCAGAGUAACUCCUAAUGAACCCAUUCGAGGAAAGCGACAUGGAGCUUUUGUGUGGACAGAGAUAAAACCAGAGAGUGGGCCGAUAGUUCCUAAGGGAACAGAAGUAUUCCAGAGUGCUAGAGGGUCACGCUCACUAGGACAGCCAAAAACAGAGAAAGGAAACUCAGUGGAAAGCCGAAUGACCUCACCCAGUUACUGCCUGCAGAAUUCCCGGGGGCCACUAGGCUCUGAAACUCGCUUAUCAAAACCAGACGUCAGAGCAGCAGCCAAAGCCUGCCCCAGCAUUCCUGCAAGAGGACGGAGGAGUUCAAGCAUUUCUCAGACAACGGAGGUGAAUGUUAUCCAUCCUGCUAGGGAGGAGCCUUUAUGCCCAAUACUGAAAAAUCCCAUCAACAAAUCUCUGCAUAAGUUACCUACUGCAAAUAAAACCACACAGUCAGUUUUAUUACCACCAGCCACUGAAUUAAGGAGAGCCUAGAAUCACUACACCAGCCAGUGUUCUUGCCUAGGCUAAUAUCAAUAACACCAAACACAAGCUGACACCAGUGAACUGCUAGAGUGCAAACAAUACUCCUUUGACAUAACAACAGCUGCACUGUACUUUGAUGUUUCUAGAAAACUGUACGCUCAUAAGAACUUUUUUAUUUUUUUUUACAGUGGAAUUUCAUUGCCUUCGUAACGUGAACUUAAUGGUUUGGAUUGUUUGCAUGCUUUUUGUCCCCAAUUUGACUUUGAAUGACUUUAACACUUUCAGGGCUGGAGGUGACUAUGAUUCUUCAAAAUGUAUUUAUUUUUACAAGAAUAGAAGCACCAGGCUUUGGUUUUGGUUUUCUUGUUGCUGCUUUUAACAUAUACAGUUGUGAUAUGUGUUAUCUGUUUGCUGCUGCCCCAUAGAGCAUGAUUUCACACACCAUAUGGUGUCAGCUUGUCAUAAAUGGCAGCUAUUGUUGCUUCCGUAGGAAACAAUGACAGCCAAGAGGGACAAUUUGCUGCAGCCUACAGGAAUGCAAAAAUAAGUGUCACUACUCUAUACAGCUAACAAGGACAAAUUUGGAAUGAACCUUUUUUCAAGGACAUUGAUAUUUUCCUAUGAGCUCUAGCUUCUUUUUUAGUCCAGAUAAACUGUUAGUCCAGCGACUGAUGAGCAAACUUUUACUGAAGUUUGAAAUAUAUUGGAACAUUUGGAAAAGAUUUCUGGAAUAUAUUCCCCAGCACCCUGCUUUGUUAUUGUCACAGGAAACGCCCCCACCUACUCUUUGUCUCAGGGAAACUCAGAAAGUUUCAACUCCAGUUAUGAAGCAGCUUUUCGUCAAAGAGAUAAAGCAAGUUAUUACCUGCGGUUCUUGAACUUGAUCCACUAGUGUGCUGGAGAGGUUAAUGUAUGCAUUUCACAGCAGUGAGAAAAAUGGGAGUUUGAUUUCCUGCUUGCUAUAUUGAGUAAGACAUUACAACCACUGUAGCUGCAAGCAUGCUACAUGUUCUUUUGUCAAAGGCCAUUAACAGAGCCAAGGGAAGUUUUCAGAGUUUCUUUAGAACUUAUUUUGAGAGACUUUCUACCUAGUUUUGUCAGGUCCUCCUUACUGGAGCUAAAAAUGAAAAAAACCCUCGGACACACUUAGUCACAUUGUGCUGAUUAUUUGUUCUGCUUCAGACGACAGUAACAUUUCUUAAAUUACUCUAGAGGCCAAUUUUGGCUUUUUGGAUAUGCAAACUCAGAUUGCACUGAUGUAAGAAGGAGCCACAGGCCAUAUCUGAGAGUAAUCUGCCUCUUUAUUUUAGUGUACGCACUAGUUAUACUAAUUACAUGUAACUCUGUUUCUACCAACGUUUCAACGCUGAAGCACUUUGAUAUUUGUAAAUAUGGAUAUGACCAAAACUGUCAGAACUGUGUCUUUUGUAAUAUAGUUUUCCUUUUUGUCUUCUAAUUUUAUUCAUUAAACUUUUGACCAGCAUGUGUGAGAGAGUGAAGUCUGUUAGAACUGUACAGUUGGCAAAAAACUGAAGUAUUUUGCAAAAAGGCUAAUAUCUAUGUUAAACUUAAAAGCCCAGCUUCCAGAAGACUGGAUGUCCUUUAUGGCUGCUAGUGGGCUGUCACUACAAAGCCAUGCCCAGCCUCAGGAGGACUGUAUAUCAGGCAAGGUAAAUAUCACCAGAGUCAGAGAUAUUUUUAUAUCCAGUCAUAACAUGUUGUCCAUGAUACUAAGACACGGGCUUUUCAUGCCAGAAUAAACUAUCAAGAUGGAUACCAUGGUACAAAAUAACAUGUACAUUAAAUUAUCCAAGUGCAUGGUGUAUGCAGCUGUCCUUAAAGUCACAGGAAUGAUUAUCACUACCUUCAGUAGAAGUUGGACCAUGUCGUCUGAGAGCUUGCAAUUUAAAAUGAUAAAAAAAUGGAUGGUGAGCGAGGGAAUGGGAUACCCUGUACAAACAUAGAAUUGAUUCUUUAAGAUUUGAAAAUUACUAGUACUUCUUGAUACUGGUCAUAUUUUAAUGUCAUAGGGCCAGACUGCGCAGACCUUUCUGCAUGUAAAUACUUUUUCCCCUUUUUUGUGCAUGGAGGAUCUUAUUAACAGACCAGGGAUUGGGAAGUCCACUCCUGGGCAUCUGAAUCAUUAGUUCAUUCUCCUUUUCAGCCUGUCCAUUCAGUUUCUCCUGCUUCCAGUAUCUCCGCCUUCCACCAAGGUUAUUUUGUCAUCCCAUCUUGAGGAAAAGAUAACUUAAAGGACCACAGAAAAAGUUGUUCACAACUUUAAAUCCUUACUGGCAAUAUAGAUUUCAUGGAUUGGGUCUUCCACGUAGAUGAUGUCAUACUUUCAUGAUGCUUCUGAAUCAAAAUAAUUGGCCAGAGUAACGUGCUGGUUGUUGAUCUUGCCCAAAGCUCUCUUGUAGAUCAGUUCAUUUGUAGAUUUUAGAUUUGUAUAAUCUCAUACAAGGUACAUUUCAGCAAUCUGGACACGUUAAUUGAAGCUUUUUUAAAGUAACUGGUAUACCAUUGAAGAUCUGAUGCAGAUAAAGAAGCUGUAAUAUUUUGUGGGGCUAAGGCCAUUGCUAUCUGAUUACACAGGGCAAUAUGGUUCAGCUAGUACAUAACAGUUGCCAGAUUUCUGGGCUAUUAGGGCAUAUGAAUUUAAUGUCCGUACAUCUGACUACAUUCAUUGCAGUAGAUGUAAGCUCUUACAUAGCUGAGUUUUCUUUGCUCCUUGUGAAAUUUCUUUUGAAACAACAGCUUCCUGAGAUGCUUAAGUCUUUUAUAUCUUUUAAAAGAAUUGGAAACUGAUCGCACCUUCUUUGCUACCCAUAGCACAGAGCAGUGAAUUAUGUGCAACUGUUUACAAGAUCAAAUCCAUAUUUCCUAACUAAUAUAUGUUGCAUGCACAGCAGUUCUACACAAUUCACAUAUAGCAGUUGAGCCAGAAGUAUGUAUUUUUAAUGAGUAGUUCACUAAAAUACCAGAGCACAUAUAUUUUAUUCCUUUUCAUGAAUUCUUGAGGCUCAGAUCUGCCUUUUGAUUAUGUUCUACUUGUUCUAAGCCUCUCUUGUUGAUUGGUUGUGGAUUGUGCCUUUGAUUGUGUUCAAUUUGAGACUUUUACUGAAGGAGUAGAUUUUAUUUUCUGUGCACUGCACACUUGUUUCUGUAGCAAAUUUCUUGUUCAUAUUAAGGAUGCUUUUUAUUUGCAUCUAUAUUAAUGAAUGCAUUUUAUAGGCGUUGUACAUACUGUUGGAAACACAAUCUUAUUUGGAAAUUGUCCUUACAUUAAGUGCAUUGAAAUAUUUUGAA
Gavialis gangeticus (Gharial) is the source of this 4348-nucleotide messenger RNA. RefSeq names its product chromosome unknown C2orf73 homolog (gene CIMIP6). The record is from RefSeq and is a predicted model, not a curated record. The transcript has 5 exons. NCBI's taxonomy places the organism in Eukaryota, Metazoa, Chordata, Crocodylia, Gavialidae. The coding region runs from base 59 to 1048 and encodes 329 amino acids.